AUGGCGGGAAGGCCUCGGUUGGUGCUUGAAGUGGCAGAUAUCGUGGGUUCUUUGGGUGCUGAGCGGUUGGUGACUCCAGCGAUGUACUUGCUUACACUACAGGCUAUAAGAACAAGCAAAGACCGGUCGUUGGUUCGAAAGGCGCUUGCGUUGUAUGUGGAAAUGCACGAGCAGAAGGUGUUUAGUACGGCCAGGGACCGGAACAUGGCUGCUGUGCUUCUUCUAGAGGUGUUUGGUAAUUGUCGAGACUUUGCAGAGCUUUUGAAGUUGAAGAUGGUUUAUGAGAAGUAUAUGACGAGACUGGGGUUGGAGAGGGGGCUUGAAGCUCGAUACAUUGGUGCUUUCGUUUCGGUAUACCUUAAUUCAGGCCAGUAUACGCGAGGAAUUGAUUUAUUUGAAGAGGCUGUGGAAAGGUUAAGGGAGAGUCUGGCGAUAGGCGAAGUGUUUGCGUUGCUUCCAACAAAGAAGGUCUUGCUGGCGAUGAGUCUGCAUCAGGAUGUGGAUUUGUUAGCUAAAUGGCUUGAAAAAGUCUUGGAUUCGGAUCCGUCUUUCUUUGGCUACGAUGUCUGGACAGAGUUCUUGGGCCUAGGCCUCCAGUUAAACCAUUACGGGCUCGUCAAGCUUAUUUAUUCUCGUCUCAUUAUGAAAGGUUUGGAGAAUGUCUCUCUAGAUGAGUUGAUGUUCACUAAGAUGGAUGAACAGAAUGAGGUGCUUUCGUCGCUUAGUGAAAGGACACUCACUGAAAUCUUACGUACCUUGGCAUCAAACGGUGACGUCAACUCCACCUUAGCAUUAAUUGAAUGGCAUUACCUCCAUAAAUCGUUCAAGGGCGAGAAAGGACUCACCAAAGAGCUAUGUCUAGAUAUCAUCGUUUCUUAUUGCUACCACGACGAAGACGUGCCUUCAGGAAAGGACGCCAGCAUCGAAAACACCCUUCGAGUGAUAAACAACUUCACCGGCAAGCUUUCAGCCGAGUUUGACUUGUCUUAUAGAGAUCUCUGUGAAGCCAUGUCGUACCGUUUCAUGAGAUACAACGCUGUGGAUGCCAAUACGGAAGCAGCCGAACGGCGCAAGACAAAUUACCUCGAAAACAAACUCCUCGAAGAAGAUGAAACCGGCGUCAAGCCCCAGAAAGUGCUGAAUGGCAAUUUGCAUACCUCCAAAAAGGGAAACAUCCUUAUGAACGCAGAGAUCCUAGAUUUCUUCGUGAGAGACACUCUCCAGCACAUUCUCCUGGAAAACUAUAACAAACCAACGUUGACUAUAUUUAUCAACUGCUUGCUUCACCAUAUCAUGAAGUACCAGAACGCUACAGGCACAGUUGUUGCUCUUCAAGCCAUGCACCAUAUCAACCCACAUGUGGUUUCGGAAUGGCUUAACCAAGACCUGUACGAUAUAAUCCUACGAACGGUAUCACGUUCACCAGCUGCAAAGUACCUAGGGUACAAGCUAUACCAGCAUAUCACCAAUUCAGGUCUUACCAUAACUUCUGCUCAUUAUGGAGACCUUAUAUCUUCUGCAAUGAAGGGAGAAGAGGAUAACGAGCUCGUGCAAUACUACGUCUCCCAAGCUUCAGAGCACAACAGCUCAUGA
Messenger RNA from Candidozyma haemuli, 1593 nucleotides. RefSeq lists its product as uncharacterized. Gene Ontology annotation, biological process: Group I intron splicing. The record is from RefSeq and is a predicted model, not a curated record. The transcript is spliced from 2 exons. Bases 1 to 1593 code for a protein of 530 amino acids. Lineage: Eukaryota; Fungi; Ascomycota; Pichiomycetes; Serinales; Metschnikowiaceae. Gene Ontology annotation, cellular component: ribonucleoprotein complex.